Molecule: messenger RNA, 2240 nt
Organism: Brassica napus (rape)
Lineage: Eukaryota; Viridiplantae; Streptophyta; Magnoliopsida; Brassicales; Brassicaceae
Product: anthranilate synthase alpha subunit 2, chloroplastic-like
Exons: 11
Coding region: 123-2012 (629 amino acids)
Biological process (GO): L-tryptophan biosynthetic process
Molecular function (GO): anthranilate synthase activity
Source: RefSeq, a predicted model, not a curated record
UGGAAUUUUCUUGGAAAGCUUAGGGAAAACUGGUUUAUUAAAUUUAAUUGCGUCUGAUACGAAAUCACUCAUCAGCUCUCUAUAGUUUAAACUCAUUGGAGAAGAUAAUUGAAUCAAAGGAGAUGUCUGCCGUUUCAAUCUCCUCCGUCAAAUCUAACCUUUCCGCCGUUAAGGCCGUAGCCGUUACACACCAUCGACCGCCACCUUCCUUCCGGUGUCCGUCGUCGCUGGCCUCCCUCUCAAGUACUACUACUACUUCUCUACACUGCAAUGAUGUAUCAUCUAUCUCCAGAUCAAAACUCCUCCCACCCUCGCGUCUUCAUCCUAUCAAAUCCUCUCCUUCACCAACCCCAUCUCUAGCAGCAGAUUCAUCAGCAAACCAGCUGGCAAAGUUCAAGGAAGCAGCGGAGAAAGGAAACUUAGUUCCUCUAUACCGAUGCGUGUUCUCGGAUCAUCUCACACCUAUACUCGCGUACCGUUGUUUGGUUAAAGAAGACGACAGAGACGCUCCCAGCUUCUUGUUUGAGUCCGUGGAGCCUGGUCUUCAAGCUUCCAACAUCGGGAGGUAUAGUGUAGUUGGAGCUCAACCCACGAUUGAGAUUGUAGCCAAGGGGAAUGUUGUCACUGUCAUGGACCAUGGAGCUGGUCGUAGGACGGUGGAGGAAGUGGAUGAUCCGAUGGUGGUUCCUCAGAAGAUCAUGGAGGAAUGGGAACCUCAACGGAUUGAUGAACUGCCUGAAGCUUUCUGCGGUGGUUGGGUUGGAUACUUCUCGUAUGACACUGUGCGUUAUGUUGAGAAGAAGAAGCUUCCUUUUUCUAAUGCUCCUGAGGAUGAUAGGAGUCUUCCUGAUGUUCAUUUGGGUCUUUAUGAUGAUGUGAUUGUCUUUGAUCAUGUCGAGAAGAAAGCGUAUGUGAUCCAUUGGGUGCGGAUAGAUAAGGAUCGUUCUGUUGAAGAUAAUUAUAAUGAUGGAAUGUAUCAGUUGGAAUCUCUAGUCUCUAGAAUUCAAGACCAGAAACCCCCCAAGAUGCCGACUGGUUUCAUAAAACUACGCACUGAGCAAUUCGGUCCUAAGCUGGAGAAAUCUACUAUGACCAGUGAGGCAUACAAGGAGGCAGUGUUGGAAGCCAAAGAACACAUCUUGGCUGGAGACAUCUUUCAGAUAGUUCUUAGUCAGAGGUUUGAAAGGAGGACAUUUGCGGACCCGUUUGAGAUAUAUAGAGCUCUUAGGAUUGUUAAUCCAAGCCCUUACAUGGCUUAUUUACAGGCUAGAGGAUGUAUAUUAGUUGCUUCAAGUCCAGAAAUAUUGUUACGCUCGAAAAAUAGGAAGAUUACAAAUCGCCCCCUUGCUGGAACUGUAAGACGAGGAAAGACACCCAAAGAAGAUCUAAUGCUGGAGAAAGAGCUCUUGAGCGAUGAAAAACAGUGCGCAGAGCAUAUCAUGCUUGUUGAUUUGGGAAGGAACGAUGUCGGCAAGGUUUCAAAGCCCGGUUCUGUGGAGGUUGAGAAGCUCAUGAAUAUAGAACGUUAUUCACAUGUAAUGCACAUAAGCUCCACGGUAAAAGGCGAAUUACUCGAUGAUCUAACAAGCUGGGACGCUCUUAGAGCUGCACUUCCCGUUGGAACAGUCAGUGGAGCCCCAAAGGUAAAAGCAAUGGAGCUAAUUGAUAAACUAGAAGUAACGAGACGCGGUCCUUACAGUGGAGGCUUUGGAGGCAUUUCGUUUAAUGGAGACAUGGACAUUGCCUUGGCUCUCAGAACAAUGGUCUUCCCAACAAAUACACGAUACGACACAUUGUACUCCUACAAGCAUCCUCAGAGACGUCGAGAGUGGAUUGCUCAUAUUCAGGCUGGAGCUGGAGUGGUGGCAGACAGUAACCCUGAGGAUGAACAGAGGGAGUGUGAGAACAAAGCAGCGGCUUUAGCAAGAGCCAUUGAUCUUGCUGAGUCUUCUUUUCUUGAGACACCUGAGGUUACUAGGCCCCGCCCCCGCAUCAACAACGUUUUAGAAUAAGCAUGGAUUUUGCUUUUGCCAGUAUUAUCACACUCGAGCUGUUUGAUUCGUGAGAUUUUUCAUUUUUGUGUAAGAAUUGUUGGACUAGUGUCCUCAGUCUGUUCUGUCGGGCAAAUAGUUUUAUACUCUUGUCGCCACCGGGAUAAAAACAAAAACUCGAUAUCCUCCGAAUACAUUUUAUAUACUUUGCUGAACAGUAAAUCAAAAUGAAACUCUUAGUUAAGAAAA